This is a messenger RNA of Parnassius apollo (apollo), 1695 nucleotides long. The record is from the annotation of a GenBank genome assembly. Lineage: Eukaryota; Metazoa; Arthropoda; Insecta; Lepidoptera; Papilionidae.
AUGUCAGUGCCAACGCUGGCAGCUGCACGAACUUUACUGGGACAGCGCAAUAAUCAACCAGGCGAAGAAGCGCAGCUUGCUUUCGAAGCUUUUCCAACCAUCGGCCUUACUAAGACAUACUGCGUCGAUGCUCAAAUAGCUGAUUCAGCAUGCACAGCAACAGCAUAUUUAUGUGGAGUAAAAAACAACUAUGGCGUGCUUGGUUUAACUGCUGCAGUGCCGCGCCGCAACUGCUCAGCAUCGCUAGAUACUUCUACACACAUUGACUCUAUCGCGGCUUGGGCUCUAGCUGAUGAACGUGAUGCUGGCAUCGUUACAACAACCCGAGUAACUCAUGCAUCGCCAGCUGGAGUCUACGCCAAAUCAGCAAACAGAAAUUGGGAAAACGAUGCAAAAGUUAGAGAAGACAACCAAGAUCCGAAUACAUGCCAAGACAUAGCAUAUCAGUUAGUACAUUCAUCACCAGGAAAUCAAUUUAAGGUUAUUUUAGGCGGUGGAAGACGGGAAUUUUUGCCUACAACAAGUAUUGACGAAGAGGGUACCCCAGGACUAAGAACUGAUGGACGAAAUUUAAUAGAAGAUUGGCAAAAUGAUAAAAUAUCACGUAACGUAACUUAUCAAUAUGUUUGGAAUCGCGAUCAGUUAAUGAAUGCUGCAGAAACGCUCCCAGAUUACCUUUUAGGCCUGUUCGAAGGAAGUCACAUGCAAUAUAAUUUGGAAGCUAAUGUUCAAACUGAACCUACUCUUGCAGAACUAACCGAAAUCGCAAUACGUUCACUGAGCAGAAAUGAAAAGGGAUUUUUCCUAUUCGUUGAGGGUGGCCGUAUUGAUCACGCGCACCAUGAUAAUCUAGUUGAGUUGGCCUUAGAUGAGACCAUUGAGAUGAGCGCAGCUGUUGCUAAAGCUGCUGAGCUUCUAUCGGAAGAAGACUCACUUAUAGUGGUGACAGCUGACCAUGCACACGUGAUGGCUUUUAACGGAUACACGAAACGUGGUAGUGACAUCCUCGGACCAUCAGAUCAAAGAGAUGAAUCUAACAUACCAUACAUGACUAUUUCCUACACCAACGGACCGGGUUUUCGUUCCCAUGUCAACAAUACUCGUGUUGAUGUUACUUCUGAAUCUAAUUUCAGACAACUCCGUUGGAUGAGCCACGUCGACGUACCGUUGGAUUCGGAGACGCACGGCGGUGAUGACGUGGCGGUAUUCGCUCGCGGGCCACAACACCAGAUGUUCUCGGGUCUGUACGAGCAGAGCCAGCUGCCGCACCUCAUGGCGUACGCGGCCUGCAUCGGCCCUGGUCUGCACGUCUGCAAUGCGGCAUCUCAAAUUGUUCAGAUGCAAUCAUUGCUGAAAAAUUCCGUACCAUCCAUAAAUCAAUUAUUAAUAGCUUUAAGACAUUACGCCACAGGCAGUCACUUGCUUGCUGUGGCGGAUAUGGGUGGCGAUAGUUUGACUACAUCCAGCCGGAUAGUAAAGAAAGUUUCUCAAGCAGUUGUAUCCCUACGUCGAGAAUUCAUCAUAUUUCCUGAUACAAACAGAGACCAAGACAGAGUUAAGAUAGAAUUCUAUGGCAUAACUAGAUUCCCUAAUGUACUAGGCUGUAUUGAUUGUACAAAUAUAAAAAUUCAAUCACCAGCCUCAUCUCUUGACACCUUAUCUCAACCCUACAACAAGUGGAGAACGAAAAUAUAA